CAGCUGCCAUUAACGCUUAGGGGACAUAACAAAUAAGGGGAUCGUGUUGUCCUCAGCAAGUGUCGCAUUAUCAGGAUGAUGUGUGUCGGGAAUACAAGGGAACUGGAAAGUCAGUUGUUGGUGAUAUUGCGAUCGGACACCCGCACUUGCAGCACGUACCUUGCCCUUUUAGCACAAGUUGAAGUCAUCUCAGAAGGACAAGGUACGGCAGUUCAUGUCCUUCACACAGGCAGGGGAGAGGACAGCUCUGUACUGCUUGAUGCAUAAUGACUGGAAACUAGAAGUUGCCACAGACAACUACUUCCAGAACCCAGAUUUCUAUUAUAAAGAAUCCAUGAAAACCUCAGUGGACCGCAAGAAGCUGGAACAGCUCUACAACAGAUACAAAGUUGUCUUUGCAGACCCCCAGGAUGAAAAUAAGAUAGGGAUUGAUGGGAUCCAGCAGUUCUGUGAUGACCUGACCCUGGACCCAGCUAGCAUGAGCAUACUUGUGGUGGCAUGGAAGUUCAGAGCGGCCACUCAAUGCGAGUUCAGCAGAAAAGAGUUCCUAGAUGGCAUGGCUGAGCUAGGCUGUGACAGUCCUGAAAAACUCAAGGUGAUCCUCCCCAGACUAGAGCAGGAGCUUAAAGACACAGGAAAGUUCAAAGACUUUUACCAGUUUACCUUCAAUUUUGCCAAGAACCCAGGACAGAAGGGUUUAGACCUAGAGAUGGCUGUGGCUUAUUGGAAUCUAGUUCUCACAGGUCACUUCAAGUUCUUGGAUCUCUGGAACCACUUUCUGCUGGAGCAUCACAAGCGAUCUAUUUCCAGGGACACGUGGAACCUCCUCCUGGACUUUGGCAAUAUGAUUGCAGAUGACAUGUCCAACUAUGACGAGGAAGGAGCAUGGCCUGUCCUCAUAGAUGACUUUGUUGAGUUUGCUCGGCCGAUUGUGACGGGGAGUAAGCGCAACAUGACACAGUUUAUGUCCCAGCUUCAUUAAGCAGAUGGAA
This is a messenger RNA of Monopterus albus (swamp eel), 992 nucleotides long. RefSeq names its product DCN1, defective in cullin neddylation 1, domain containing 2b (gene dcun1d2b). Gene Ontology annotation, cellular component: ubiquitin ligase complex. Lineage: Eukaryota; Metazoa; Chordata; Actinopteri; Synbranchiformes; Synbranchidae. The record is from RefSeq and is a predicted model, not a curated record. Gene Ontology annotation, molecular function: ubiquitin conjugating enzyme binding; cullin family protein binding; ubiquitin-like protein binding. The coding region runs from base 215 to 982 and encodes 255 amino acids. Gene Ontology annotation, biological process: protein neddylation. The transcript has 7 exons.